GCUUGCCUCUCGCCACAUCUUACGGACGAUUCGUGCCGUCCUUACCCUGUCCAAAGACUCUCCGCAGCCUUUGACGAGCUUUACGAUCCUUGAUUAGCGAUGGCGACCGCAUACUAUGAGUUCUACCGGGGUUCUUCCAUUGGCAUGGCGCUUACGGACUCUCUGGAUGAACUCAUCACGAGCGGCGAGAUCACCCCACAGCUGGCUAUGAAGGUCUUGCAGCAGUUCGACAAAAGCCUCGCGGAUACGAUGGUCAAGCACGUCAAGUCGAAGUGCAACAUGAGGGGUUCCCUUCGUACUUAUCGGCUAUGCGACGACGUAUGGACAUUUGUGGUGAAGGACCCAGUGUUCAAGCUCGAAGGUGGCGAGCACGUCGGCGCCGACUCGAAGAAGAUCAAGAUCAUUUCUUGCAAGAGCGGUGAGGCGCUAGACGCCGGGAAGAAGUAAGACCCUUUUCAUCGCCUCAUGAGGGUCUUUGUCUUCCUGGCGAAAGCGAUCUGGUGCGGACGAUGGCUUUGGCUCGUAGUUACCUCGAUUAUCCACCACGUUACUGCUGUGUAGACUGUAUUUUACCUAUCUAUCGUACCUAUAGCAUAGAAUUGCAUCCAUCGGUAGGCUCUCGAGACCGUCGGCGC
This is a messenger RNA of Schizophyllum commune H4-8, 635 nucleotides long. RefSeq names its product transcription initiation factor IIA, gamma subunit. Gene Ontology annotation, molecular function: TBP-class protein binding; RNA polymerase II general transcription initiation factor activity. The record is from RefSeq and is a predicted model, not a curated record. Bases 100 to 447 code for a protein of 115 amino acids. Lineage: Eukaryota; Fungi; Basidiomycota; Agaricomycetes; Agaricales; Schizophyllaceae. Gene Ontology annotation, biological process: transcription initiation at RNA polymerase II promoter; RNA polymerase II preinitiation complex assembly. The transcript has 5 exons. Gene Ontology annotation, cellular component: transcription factor TFIIA complex.